AUGGCGGCCAACAGAUUCGCGACCAUGAUCCACCGGAAAACGAACCGAAUCACUCUCCUUCUCGUCUACGCUUUCCUCGAGUGGUCUCUCAUCUUCUUCAUCCUCCUCCACUCUCUCUUCUCUUACUUCAUCCUCAGAUUCGCCGAUUACUUCGGUCUCAAGCGUCCUUGCCUCUUCUGCUCCCGACUCGACCGUUUCUUCGACGCCUCCGGUAAAUCUCCUUCCCACAGAGAUCUCCUAUGCGACGAUCACGCCCUCGAGAUUUCUAUAAAACCUUUGAAAAAAUCUAAAGGUUUCGGUGAAUCUCGCUACGAGAAGACGCUUGCUUCGUCGUGUUUUCCUCCGAUCGAGACUGAUUUCGGGAUUUUAGGUUAUAGCAGGAAUCUGAUCGGAGACGACGAUGUUCAAAUUCACAAUGGUAAGUUUUUCACCGGACGAUCUCGACCGAUCUUCGUCUGUGAGGAAGAAGAAAACGUGCAUUUGAACGAUUCUCAGGAGGAGGAAACAGAGGAGAAGCUUGAAAAUCCUCACCGGAACACGGUUAUCGGAAUUGUUCCUCAAUCUCCGGGGAAAUCAUCAUCAUCAGAAGAAGUUAGCAGCGAUUCCGAUUCUGAUGAUGAGAUAGAUCAGGAAUUCUCGUGCUAUGUAUCGAGUUUCGACUGUAACAGAGAAGUUACAAUUGAAAAGGAAGUGGAUCUGGCGAUGGAGGCAGAAUCUGCGCCGUCGCCACCGCCGCCGAAGAAUCUGGAGUUCUACAUUGACGACGAGGACUGCCAUUUGAUUCCGGUCGAGUUCUACAAACCGAGCGAGGAAGUUCGGGAGAUUUCCGAUAUUAACGGAGAUUUCAUCCUCGAUUUCGUCGGCGCCGCACCUGAUUUCGCGGCGGAGGACGCGGGAUUAUUAUUAUCCCCCGACGAAAUCUCCGCGUUUGCCUCGCCGGACGAAUCCAACCCGGAGACGAAUCUAGGAGCUUUGAUCGAAAACUCUACAGAGGAUUCACUGCAAAUGCAGAACGACUACGAAGAAACAGACGCCGAAGUUUCAAUUGGCACUGAGAUUCCCGAUCACGACCAAAUUGGAGAUAUUCAAUCACACGAACACAUUCCCGGCGACGAAGACGACGACGAUGACGACCAUGAUCAUGAGGAUGAUGAAGAUGAUACGUUGGAGUUCAAAACAAAUACGCUUGAAGCAAAGAGACCAUUCUUGAACAUCAACGAAGAGCGUCUUCUCGAAACUCAAAACUCUAACGAAAGCUCACACAGUCGUCUACACAACGCCAUGUUUCACUUAGACCGGAGAGGCUCUCCGGGAACAGAGGAAUUUCCUGAAGGAGGAGGAGGAGGACUCACGGUGGAGAAGCUGAAAUCGGAGCUAGAAGAAGAGCGAAAAGCUUUAAACGCGUUGUACGAAGAGCUGGAGGUGGAGAGGAGCGCGUCCGCGGUUGCGGCGAACGAGACAAUGGCGAUGAUAAACAGGUUGCAUGAGGAGAAGGCGGCGAUGCAGAUGGAGGCGUUGCAGUACCAGAGAAUGAUGGAGGAGCAGUCCGAGUUCGAUCAAGAAGCGUUGCAGCUGUUGAACGAGCUUAUGGUGAAUAGAGAGAAGGAGAACGCUGAGCUGGAGAAGGAGCUUGAGGUGUAUAGGAAGAGGUUGGAGGAGUAUGAAGGUAGAGAGAAGAUGGGGUUGUUGAGGAGGAGGAUGAGAGAUAACGGCGAUGGAAAUGGUGAGAUGGAGAAGAAGACGCCGGUUGAUGUUGUGGUACGUCUUGAUGAGUGUUUGGAUGAGUAUGAAGGAGAGAGGCUUUCGAUUCUUGGGAGGUUGAAGUUUCUUGAAGAGAAACUCACAGCUUUAAACGAUGAAGAGGAUGAGGAAGAGGAAACGUUUGGUAAUGGAAACGGGCAUUUGCAUGGGAAGGAGACAAACGGGAAGCAUCAUAGAGUGAUGAUCAAGUCGAAGAGACUGCUUCCGUUGUUUGACGCGGUGGAUGGAGAGAUGGGAAACGGAAACAGCCAUGAAGGAAACGGAUUUGAUGAGUCGGAGAGAGGUGGUGAGAGUGUGACGGUGGAAGAAGAAGUGGAUGAGCUUUACGAGAGACUUGAAGCGUUAGAGGCUGAUAGAGAGUUCUUGAGGCAUUGUGUUGGUUCGUUGAGAAAGGGGGAUAAAGGUGUGCAUCUUCUGAAUGAGAUUUUGCAACAUCUGCGUGAUCUUAAGAAUAUUGAUGUUAUUCGUGUCAGAGAAAACGGAGACAUGAGUUUUUGA
Messenger RNA from Microthlaspi erraticum, 2259 nucleotides. The record is from the annotation of a GenBank genome assembly. NCBI's taxonomy places the organism in Eukaryota, Viridiplantae, Streptophyta, Magnoliopsida, Brassicales, Brassicaceae.